AGGCGGUGAGUGUCUUUGAGGCUGGACUGCAGGAAGCUUGCCGAGAGGCGCACUGACUCCACACGCGCAAGUGGAUGGAAACAGCCCAGUGCAAUGGAUAAAGUAAUCCGCGGUGCAGACAUCGAUGUCCUGUAAACUCGGGAAGGCAAGAGGAGAAGCGUGCAUGAGACAAGGGGAAUGAAGAGUAGAAGAAAGAGUUUUAAUGAAGAGUUGAAAAGAUUUUACAAAAAUGGCACGGAUUUGCUCUCUUGCAAAUGCGCAUUUUUCAAAGAUGACAUAGCACUUGAGAAAAUGGGAAUCCUCAAGGAACAGAACUCACUCACUACCUGAAUGAAAAGAGAAAAAGGGAUUCUACUUAGAUCGGGAGUUUAGUUUUUUUUGUUGUAUUCUUCUUUUACUUGACAAGCCUGGGUUGUAGGUGAACGGAGAGUGAAAUAUGAAUCUGGGCAAAGUACUUCUGUUUGUCCUCCUUCUAAAUUGUGUCACAAUGACUCUGUCGCUGUCCACUUGCACCACUGUGGACAUCGACCACAUCAAGAAAAAGAGAGUAGAGGCGGUCCGGGGACAAAUACUCAGUAAACUGCGGCUGACUAGUCCGCCCCAGACAACAGGUCCGAGUCAAGUGCCGUUUCAGGUUCUGGCCCUUUAUAACAGCACCAAGGAGCUAAUUGAGGAACUGGGGAGGAACAGGCAUCAGAGUUGUGGACAGGAUAACACGGAGACUGAAUACUAUGCCAAAGAGAUUUACAAGUUCAACAUGAUCACUGGGACGCCGGAAAACAAUGACCUCCCCUACUGCCCUAAGGGUAUCACCUCCAAGGUAUUCCGCUUCAACGUCUCGACCAUGGAGAAGAACUCCACAAACUUGUUCCGAGCCGAGUUUAGAGCCCUGAGGAUCCCCAAUUCCAGCGCCAAGAAAAACGAGCAGAGGAUUGAGCUCUACCAGAUCCUCCAGAAAGACGACCCCAAAGCCAAACAGCGCUAUAUUGGGGGGAAGAACGUUCUGACCAAGGGAACUCCUGAGUGGGUCUCCUUUGAUGUGACAGAGACAGUUAGGGAGUGGCUGAUGUACAGACAGACCAAUCUCGGGCUGGAGAUCAGCGUGCACUGUCCCUGCCACACCUUUAGGCCUAAUGGUGACAUCAUCGAGAACGCCAAUGAGGUUCUUGAAGUCAAGUUCAGAGGUAUGGAAGCUGACUAUGACGAUGUAAGCCGUGUGAAGAAACAAAAGGAGCAGCUGUACCCCCACCUUAUCCUCAUGAUGCUCCCACCCCACAGGCUAGAUGCCCAGUCUUCCUCCCGCAGGCGCAAGAGGGCACUUGACACCAAUUACUGCUUCAACAAUUACGAGGAGAACUGCUGUGUGAGACCACUAUAUAUUAACUUCCGGCAGGAUUUGGGCUGGAGGUGGAUCCAUCAGCCUGAAGGGUACUACGCUAACUUCUGCUCCGGUCCUUGUCCUUACCUCCGCAGCGCUGACACCACACACAGCUCGCUGCUGAGUCUCUACAACACCUUGAACCCCGAAGCAUCCGCCUCACCCUGCUGUGUACCUCAGGACUUGGAGCCCCUCACCAUCCUCUACUACGUGGGACGCUCCCCAAAAGUCGAGCAGCUCUCCAACAUGGUUGUAAAGUCCUGCAAGUGCAGCUAGACUUCAGGGCUUUCAGGGCCUGACGAGAGAUAUGGGAUGUGACUUCUACCGGCACUACUCAGGAGUGGGUACGAGGGGUUGUUCCAGUUCAUUCUCCAAAACCCCUGCUUCAACCUCCACCUGAGCUCUCAUGAUUAAAAAAACAAAAACUUGCAAAAAAACAAAAACAAAGAUGCAGACCACCGCUCAGCUACAUAAUUAUGGCAGCGUUUGCCAAGAAGACUCAUCAAACACCACUUCACUAACAGUGCCCUCAAAUCCAUCAGACCUCAUCGCAGUCGCUUUUUCUCGUGUUGUCAUUUUCCAGCAUUAAGAACAGCACGUACCUCAAUGUUGGCAUUCAAGGCAUGUUGUCACUAAAAGAGGAAAAGAGCAGCAAUCCUGCAAUGACCACUGCAUUCUUAAAGACAUCUAA
Molecule: messenger RNA, 2069 nt
Organism: Labrus mixtus (cuckoo wrasse)
Lineage: Eukaryota; Metazoa; Chordata; Actinopteri; Labriformes; Labridae
Gene: tgfb3
Product: transforming growth factor, beta 3
Exons: 7
Coding region: 437-1654 (405 amino acids)
Biological process (GO): regulation of cell population proliferation; transforming growth factor beta receptor signaling pathway; SMAD protein signal transduction
Cellular component (GO): extracellular region
Molecular function (GO): type III transforming growth factor beta receptor binding; type II transforming growth factor beta receptor binding; growth factor activity
Source: RefSeq, a predicted model, not a curated record